This is a messenger RNA of Pseudocercospora fijiensis CIRAD86, 1903 nucleotides long. RefSeq lists its product as uncharacterized. Gene Ontology annotation, cellular component: plasma membrane. NCBI's taxonomy places the organism in Eukaryota, Fungi, Ascomycota, Dothideomycetes, Mycosphaerellales, Mycosphaerellaceae. Gene Ontology annotation, molecular function: phospholipid scramblase activity. The transcript has a single exon. Bases 85 to 1695 code for a protein of 536 amino acids. The record is from RefSeq and is a predicted model, not a curated record. Gene Ontology annotation, biological process: plasma membrane phospholipid scrambling.
GGCGAGAUUCCCAAGAACAAGAAGAAGAAGGAAGAGAACCAGAAUGGCGUCUACCAUGAGAAAGAGGUGGAAACGUACCGGGAAAUGCUGCAGCGCAUGAAACAGCUAAAUGACGAGAGGAAGCUAUUACGACGCGAACCGCAAUCACAACCAGAAUCGCAGCCUCCGCCACAGGAACCUCAACAACCGGCGCCGCAUCAGACAUCUCCAGGUCCCAAUACCCAACUCGCCGCCACUCUUGCGCAGUCAGACACUUCCGAUUUGGUCGCCGAAGUCCGUAUACCGCACGAUCCUAAUGGCGUCCUCCCUCCAGACCACCCAGCACUAUCAAUCCUUGGCAACAGCAGCCUGGUCAUACAGCGACAGAUAGAGGUGAUGAAUCUUCUGAUGGGAUUCGAGCAGGCAAAUCGAUACAUCAUCAUGGACGGGCAAGGCCAGACUAUGGGCUACAUUGCAGAGCAGGAUCACGGCUUCGGGAGGGCAAUGGCGAGACAGUUCGCAAGGACACAUCGAAGCUUUACCACAUACAUCUUCGACCGGAACGAGAGAGAAGUCUUGCGCAUACAUCGGCCUUUUGCGUGGAUCAAUAGCAGAAUUCGUAUCUACGAUCCAGUCCCUGAAGGUGGCUAUGGCGAAUUGGCAACAUCUACAGAUCUGCAGGGCCUUUCUGCCAACUCCGUAGUAAACCCGGGUCAGCAAGCACAAGUCUCUCCAUUGAAGCUGGAGGAGAUGCGUAUCAUUGGCGAAGCACAGCAGCAAUGGGCGCCUUUGCGGAGGAAGUACAAUCUCAAAAGCUACCGACCGCUCGAGCCCGCACGCGACCAUGGCACGCCACGCCUCGAAUCCGGCGAGAAAGCGACGAACGACACGAAAGCGCUGACCGUCACUGAGUCGGGGACAAAUGAGAACGCAAUCGAAGCCGGCAUGGUACAGUUCGCUCACGUCAACGAACCUUUCCUUUCGUGGGAUUUCACCCUACGCGACGAAUCGCAGAACACAAUCGGCAGCGUGAAUCGCAACUUCGCUGGUCUCGCGAGGGAGAUCUUCACAGACACUGGUGUCUAUGCCUUGAGGAUGGACAGCGCGGCGCAAAGUUCUGCCUUGGAGACCGCUGGCGGAGAAGAGGUCGCGAGAUAUGAAAGAGAAGCUACAGCGAUGACGUUGGAUCAAAGAGCCGUGAUGUUAGCAACAGCGGUCAGCAUUGACUUCGACUACUUCUCGAGACACUCACAUGCCGGUAGUGGUGGGUUUAUGCCCAUAUUCUGGCCGAUGGGCGGAGGUGCCGCUGGAGCAGGUGAAGCAGGUGCCGCCGGUGCUGGAGCGAUCGAAGGCGCUUCUGGAGCUGUCGGCGCUGCCGGACGAGCCGCGGGUGCUGCAGGUGCUGGUGAAGGCGCGAUAGCCGGAGCUGGCACGAUGGCAGGUUAUGAAGCUAUGCAAAGAGGUGCUUAUGGCUCCAGGGGUGGGGACGAUGCUAGUCCACAGGCCAAUGAGCCCUUUUCUGCUGAUGGACAAUACCCACAGCAAGGCGGCAGUCCUGGUGAACAGAGUGGCCAGGAUGUCUGGGGCGAAGACGAUGAUCCAUGGGGAGGGGGAGGACCCGGAGAUGGACCACCGCCUAGUUCUGGAGCUGAGAGCGGUGGAGACGGUGAAGGGGCUGGUGGGUUGAUGGAUGCCAUCUCCAGUUUCUUCGACUGAAGCAGAACACAGCCGCGUUCCAGGUUGGACAAAACCUGCCGGAGGCAAGAACUACGAUUAUCAUCUGUAUAAGUUACGAUUACCCAACUCUGCAUAGCGUGGUGGCAUAGACAACAGCAUUGUCCGGGAUUUCGAGGGCGAGCGGUGUAAGAUUACGAUCUAUAUGCAUGUAGCGCUACGGUCUUCGAACGAGAGUCUACAGUCAGAG